This is a messenger RNA of Leptopilina heterotoma, 11353 nucleotides long. RefSeq lists its product as uncharacterized. Bases 390 to 10508 code for a protein of 3372 amino acids. NCBI's taxonomy places the organism in Eukaryota, Metazoa, Arthropoda, Insecta, Hymenoptera, Figitidae. The transcript has 13 exons. The record is from RefSeq and is a predicted model, not a curated record.
CUCACACACAAUUUUAUUGAGGAAGGCAAGUUGCGAGGACGUAGAAAAAAAGUGUUGUGAGAUAAAAUCUAAUCAAAAUGUAAAUUUGAGACCACGAAAUUCGUAUCUUGUGUGUAAGAAAUACAGUGAUAAUUGUAAAAUUAAAGAACCGUGCACAAUUGGAAUUAAAAGAGUUUGUUUCUCUGAUAAUAUCAACUCCUGAGAGAGAGAGAGACUUUUUUUUCUCGCGUGCCUCGUGGGGAGAAGAUUUUAAAGCGGCUCGUCGGCACAACUUUUUUUGGAUGUUCUCAUCCGGGGAAAAUUGACAUUAAUUUAAUUUAAUUGUUGCUGUUAAACGUCAUUGAAGGCCAUCAAUUUAAAGAACCUUUAGAACAAAAGAGGUCACAAAAAUGGCGCAAACAUUCGCGCAUUCUAUUAUAGUAACAAAUGUGACGAGUGAUGGGCCACGUUUGAAAAUAUGGGGUGUUUGUGAAAAAGAGAAAUAUUCAUAUAUCGAGACAUUAAUUGCAGAGUUAGGCAAUGAAUUUAUGCAACGUCAAGGUCUUGGACCGCAAAAUGCUUUAUCGUCGGAGACGACGUGUUGCGUGAAAUAUCGUGGAAAAUUCGUUCGUGCAAAAAUCACUAACAUCCAUCGAAAUGGGGUUAUUGUACUUUUAAUUGACAGUGGAGUUACUGACAUUGUACCAGUAGAGGUAGUUAAAUUAUUGUAUCCAAAUUCGAAAGAGGAAGAUUAUUUAAUUAAGUGUCCUCCUUUGGCUAAUGAAUUUACAUUGGCGAAUGUUUUGUCGGUGAAUGAAAAAUGGGAUGUCAGAACUGUUGAAACUAUUCGAAUUUUGGUUAAGGACAAAGAAUUGUCAGUAUCGAAAUUUGAAAAGUUCAAUUCGUGUUAUCUUGUGAAGCUGGUGCUUGGAGAACAUGAUAUUGGUAAUUUACUUGUCAACAAAGGAAUGGCAAAAAUGACAACGUUAGACGAUAUGUUCAAGCCACAAAUGUAUCCGCAACAACAGACCUAUAAGAUGCCAAUGGUUCCACACCAACAGCAGAUGCCUGUGACGCAAAUGCCAAUAAGCGGCUAUCCCUGCGAGCAACGAGUAAUGCAUCCACAACACGCGAAUAUGAUGCCAGUGCAACAAAACAUGAACACGGUCAAUUUGCAUUACGCUCGUCAACAACCUGGUUAUGCUUAUCAACAGCAGCAGCAGCAUCAACAACAACCACCUCCUCAUGUUCAUCAAUCAGCGCCUAUUCAUCAAACGAAAAUUUCCCCCCGAAAACCAAAAGUCCACGAAGACGACGAUGAAGACUCACGAUCUGAUAUUUUUGAAUUUAGAACUCGUCUGGUACAAGUUGGAAUGAAAUAUCCAGCUCACGUGUCCUGCGUCGAAGAUGGACCUAUUAAAUUUUCAGUUCAACUCGAGGAGAAUAGAGAACAAUUGGUGUCACUCAUGACAGAACUUCAAGCACAUACACCAUCGCCAUUGAAAGGACCUCUCCUCCCUGGAUCAGUGUGUUUAGCUCGUCUCAAAGAAGAACGAAGUCUUUGUCGUGCCGUUGUCAUGUCAACUUUUGAUACACGUGUGAAAAUUUAUUUUGUCGAUUUUGGUAAUACCGAUUAUGUGCAAUACACUGAUAUCUAUAGAUUACCACCGAGAUUCAUUAAACCAAAGGUACUGUCAAUACGAAUUUGUCUACCUGGUCUCAGGGAAAUGAACAUCACCGAAGAGGUGAAGAAUUAUUUUGUUAAUUUAGUUUAUGGCAAGAAAGUUGAAUUACACGUUUGUGAACCAGACGGGCCAUUUUUGAUACAAUACGGCGAUAUUUUCCUCUGUGGGCAAAAUGUUAAAGAUUAUUUGAAAAACAGAUUUCCGGAUAUUUCGUCAGUCACUUAUGGACAUAUACCGGCGUUAACCGAUGGAACGAAAGAAAUUGUCUUCGUCUCGCACACUGUUUCUUGCUCGAAAUUUUUCAUUCAACUCGAGAAGAAUGCUUCUGAUUUGGAGAAAAUGAUGGAUAAUAUUAACGAAUAUGCAAUAACUGCUCCACAAUUGAAGAAAAUUGACAUCAAUUCACUUUGCAUUGCUCCCUAUGAAGUUGAUGAAAGAUGGUACAGAGUAAAAAUUCUGAAGUCAGUUGGAGACAAAGUGAAUGUACUCUACGUUGAUUAUGGCAAUGAGGAAACCGUAAAUGUGAAUCAACUUCGAACAAUCAGUAAGGAUUUAGUGACACAAAUGCCCUCUCAAGCAAUGUUAUGCGUAUUGAAUGGUUUUCAAAGUCGAAAUUCUAAACCAGAAUUUGAUUCUGCAUUCGAGACACUAACUAAUGACAAACGUCUACAAAUGACAGUGAAAAAUGCCCAAAAGACAUGUUUAGUUGUCGAUUUAUUCGACCUGUCGACAACACCAAUGAAGAACAUCCUAAUGGAAAUUAAUCAAAUGCAAAUCGAAUCAAAACCUGUCGAUAAUGUCGCAGGUAAAAAAUCGAAUGAAGUCGAAAAAACACCACCUCAAAAUCAUCAGAGAGACGAGGCGAAUGUAUCAACGCAAAGCAAUACUACGAAUCCAUUCCGAGCGAAUAGUGAUGAUAAUUCGAGAAACAGAACAAAAUCGUGGAAGGACGAUCACAAUGAACAAAGGCAUGACAAUCGUUAUCAGCAGCGCGACGAUAGUGAUCGCAAUGGAAAAAGUGGCAAUUUCAAUCGCGAUGGACCCAAUAGAUCGUUUAAUCGAGAUGGAGGUGGUAAUAAUCCAUUUGGUCGCAGUGGCGAUGAUGAUGGAAAUAAAAAGGACGGAGAGAGUAGUCAUUUCAAUCGCGAUGCUAGAAACGAGAGAUUUAAUAAUCGCGAUUCAGCCAAUAAUUCCUUUGAGCGAGAUGGAGGAAAUGAUCGUUUCAAUCGAGACGGGGGAAAUGAUCGGUUUAAUCGUGACGGAGGAAAUGAUCGUUACAAUCGAGAUGGGGGAAAUGAUCGCUUCAAUCGAACUGGUGGGAACGAUCGCUUCAACAAAGAUGGAAACGAUCGAUUCAAUCGAGACAGGGGAAACGAUCGCUUUAACAGAGACGGAGGAAACGAUCGUUUUAAUAAAGAUGGAAACGAUCGGUUCAACAAGGAUGGAAAUGAUCGCUUCAACAAGGACGGAAACGAUCGAUUUAAUCGAGAUGGAGGAAACGAUCGUUUUAAUCGAAGUGCAGGAAAUGAUCGUUUUAAUAAAGAUGGAGCAAAACCGGACAGAAAUUUCCGAGAUGGAGGCAGAUUUAAUCAAUAUUCUCAGCACGACGACAGAACUGGAGGAAAUAAAUUCUCUAAGAGUUAUGCAAGCGAUAAUGAAUCUACGUCUUCUAAAGGAAGCGGCAAACGUGGAGAGAAAGGCGGCGGCUUCCAGAGGAAAAAUGACAGGGACUUCAAAUCUAAUCAGUUCAAUAAAUUUGGAAACGACAAUGAUGGAUUCAAACCCAGGAAUCAUGAUGACAACAACAGAUUUAAUUCUAAGCCAAAGUACGGUCGUGAUAAUUCUUCUAAUGAGCCUAAGGAAAUCAAUUUCGACGAACCCAUCGAUUUUUCCAAAUCGAAAACAUUAGAAUUUGCCUUACCGUCGAUUAUUCCUGGAAAUAAACAAAGAGGUGAAAUAAUCUAUCUCAGUAAUCUCUCAAAUUUCUUCGUUCAUCUCAUACCCGACAAUGAAAAACUCGAAGAACUCAUGGAGAAAAUUGCCGUUAUCUACGAAAGUGGAGGUGUUGUUUUGGACAAAUCAAAAGUGAAAUUAAACAUUCCCUGCAUAGCUCAAUACGCCGACGAUGAGAGAUGGUAUCGAGCGGUAAUUCAAAAAAUCGACGGCACCAAUGCAACGGUUCUAUUUGUCGACUAUGGAAAUGUCGAGGUUGUUUGUUUCAAUAAAUUGAAAGAAAUUCGCGAUGAAUUUACAUCAUUGCCAAUUCAAGCAGUUCCUUGUAAAUUGUUUGGACCGGAGAAAACCGAAUGGACAGAGGAGGAAAUUAACGAUUUCAGCGAUAUAGUGAAUGGGAAAUUGUUGGAAAUUGAAUUUAUUGGGAAAGAUCAAGAUACUUUCAAAGUUCUUCUACGCGAGGUUAUUGAUGAGACGGCGAAGAAGGAAAUUAUCAAUUCGACUUUUUGUCCUGGAGUUGAUUUGACGAAGUCAAAGGAAAAUACGAGUGUGACUAAAAUUACGAAUGUGAGUCAACAAAAGAUUGAUUUUGCCUCAUUUGACAGCAAAUGGGUUGAUGAGCGAGUCAAGCCUGGAACAAAGGACACUGUUAUUGUCACAUGGUUUGAUAAUACCGAUAGUUUCUACUGCCAGUCCGUAACAAAGCAGAAAGAAUUUAGACCAAUGAUGGAGGAAAUCCAGAAAGUUUACUCAGGACGAAAAACUAUUAACGAGACACUUAAGCCCGGUUGUCCAGUGAUGGCAAUUUUCGCUCAAGAUGAUGCUCUCUAUCGAGCAGAAAUCAUUGAGAUUAAGGGCAAUCGAAGUUAUCUGGUUCAAUAUGUUGAUUUUGGAAACAAGGCAACUGUAGAACAGCGUCAGUUGUAUCCAGUGGAGAAGAGAUUUAUGAUUAUUCCCAAGCAGGGCAUUCGAUGUUCGUUGAAGGACAUUUUUCCUGUAGACGGUGGCUCUUGGACGAAUCGUAAUUCUCAGGGCGUGGAGCAAUAUUUGUAUGAUGAAGGUGAAUUCGAGUGCACCUAUCACGAAGAAAAGGAUAACAAAUAUUUGAUUUCAUUGAGUCACAAUAAAAUCGACGUCGUCAAAGCUUUAGUUGAAAAGAACCACGCCAUGUUUAGUACACCAGCUUCCGCUCCAAAAUCUAUUGAGCCAGAAAAAGUAACGACAGAAGAACCCAGCUGUGAUAUUUCGAGACUGGAUAUAGAACUACUUCCAGGGCAAACUUUACGCGUUAAAGUUUCCAGCGUGGAAAGCGUUUCUAAAUUUCAUAUUCAAUUCUCUUCGGCAAAUUAUUGCGAUGAGGCCAUUUCAUCCUACAUGGAAAAUAAUGACCCAAAGGUGAUGCCACAAUUAUCAAGCCAUGAGAUGUGCCUUGGCGCGGGUUGUCUUAUAUUUAAGGAUGGAUUUUGGAGGCGUGCUGUUAUCGUAAACUGUCGUGAAAAACAAAGUUUCGAUGUCAAACUUAUUGAUACUGGAGCGUAUGACAAGAUAUCGCUGGAUCGAGUACUCGCUCUUCCUAGUCAAUUGGCUGUAAUGCAGAAUCAAGCAAUCGAGUGUGCUCUUCAUAAUGUCAAUCCAUCCCCAACUCUAGACGAAAGACUGAAGAAAUUGGUGCUAAACCAAGAAGUAAUUAUUUACGUUGAAAGUGUCGACAAGAACAGACUUAUCGUCGAAUUGUACGACUCAAUAGGAUGUAAAAUUCAAUUCAACGACAACAAUCCAGAUGUAAAAAUUCCUCCAGUCUGUCCAAUGCCAAUUUUAAGUUCAACACAUAAAGUAAGCGUUUCAUGCGCAAAUCAUUCAAACAGUUUAUGGCUACAAAUGGCGUCCGAUGCCAAGAAAGACGAGAAGCUCAAUCGCGAAUUGAGUGAAUUUUAUGCGAAGAAGGGCGAAAUAGCUGACGCUGUAGAAAACAAAUUGUGCGUCAUCGAAAGCAGUGGAACCUUCUCUCGUGCCAAAAUUAUCAAAAAGACUGACGAUAGACAAGUUUUUGUCAACUUAAUAGAUUAUGGAAUGAACGAAAAUAUCGCCUGUGAUAAAUUAAAAGUACUCGAACCUAGUUUUCACGUUCCACAUCAACUGGCAAUCCAUGUUUCUCUAAAUGUCACCCUGGACGGUUCUCCUUCCGAACAAGUAAAUGCUUUGAAACCACAUCUUAUUGGCAAGGAAUUUACAGCGAUUUUCUAUAAUGUUCGAAAGAAAUGGGUUGUCGAGUUGAUUGAAAAUGGUGUUAAAUUGAGUGAGACUUUGAAGGAACUUAAUUUGGUUAAGGAAGUCACGGAAGUUGAUAGUGGAGUGAAGAUUCCCGGAGGGGAAAGAUUUAAAUGUCACGUUUCUCAUGCGGAUUCGCCGGCGCAAUUUUGGAUACAACGAGACGACGAGAUUAGUCAACUGAAGGAGCUGCAGAGCGAAUUACAAAGAUCGGUGGCCUCUUAUCAAGCGGUGGAUAAAGUUUUGGAAGAAGGUUCCCUCUGUGCUGUUUGUUCCGAUAAUGUUUGGUACCGAGCGGAAAUUAUCGACGCUGAUGAGGAAAUUACCACCGCCCGGUUUAUCGACUACGGAAAAACGGAUAUUAUUUCAACUAAACCGGAGAAUUUGAAACAACUUUCGGAUUCGAUGAAAGGGAAAAAGGUGUUUGGAAUAAAGUGUAGGUUGGACGUUCUGCCUAUUGAUUCAGAAGAAUGGAGUGACGCGAUUUGCAAAUGGAUGCAGAGUUUAAAAACCCUGAAUUUAGAGGCUGGUUUGAUUGUCGAUGGAGUUCCGAAGCGGAUCGAUUUGUACAUUGACGGAAAGAGUGUCAUCGAUAGGCUGGUCGAGGAAGGCAAGGCUGUGAAAAUGCAUCAGGAUGAUGAACUAGUGGAAGAACUCGUUGACGUUGAACUUGAUCCACGAUCCGCUUUCAUAAGUCACAUCAAUUCGCUCAGUGAUUUCUACAUACAGGAGGAGAAAUCAGUUUCUAAUCUCGAGAAAAUUCAGGAUCGAUUCCUAGUCGCUGAUAUGUUGCCGAAAGUUACGGAUGUCAAGGAGGGGACGCUUUGUGUGGCUAAAUUUACCGAUGGCGAUUGGUACCGAGCACGAGUUUUGGCGCCUGGUGAAACGGGAACGAAGGUGCUUUUCAUCGACUAUGGAAAUAAUGCGGAAGUCACGGAAAUUCGGGCUAUUCCCGAAGACGUCGCUUCUAUUCCUCCACUGGCGAGGUGGUGUUCUCUUUUGAAACCGUAUUAUGCGACAAAAUGGCCGCAAGGGGCUUUUGAUACUUUCUGCGAACUCUCGGCUGAUGGGGCGACUAUCUUUUUACUCGACGUGCUUGUCGAAGCAGAGACGGCGAUUGUUAAGCUGACGCUGGAGAAUGAAGACAUUGCCGAGAAGUUGGCACCUGCGGUGUCAAUUUGCGUUUCUAAUAUCAAUUCAACGGAGGAGUUUUGGGUGCAGAAGGAGAAGGAGAUUGAUGAAAUUGAGGGAUUGCAGGAGAAGUUGUUGGAGGCGGGAAAUUAUGGAAAAAUUGAUGAGAUCAAGGAGGGAUUGCUGUGUGCGGCGAAGUAUCCGGAUGAUGAGCAGUGGUAUCGGGGAAGAAUUGUCAAGCACAGUGGAAAUGAGACGGUGGUGUUGUUUAUUGAUUAUGGUAAUUCGUCGACAUGUACGGAAAUUCGGGAGUUGCCGAAAGAAAUUGCGGAGAUUGGAGCUUUCGCUAAGAAGUGCUCUUUGAAAUUGCCGUCGACGAGCGAUGAAUGGUCGCAGACUGCUUUCAAUGAUUUUUGUAAUAUUUCCGGCGACGGAGCUGUUGCACUUCUUCUCGACGUUAUCGAGGAGAAUGACACGGCGGUGGUUAAUCUAUUCUUCGAAAGGGAAAAUAUUGCGAAAAAAUUGAUUUCCAAGAAGGAAAAAACUGCGGAGAAGUUGACGACGAUUGAGGAAGAUGUUAAGGAACAGGAGGCUGUACCGGAAGUCGAAUCUGCUCCGGAAAAAGAAACUGCUCCUAAAGAGACUCCUAAAGAGACUGUUCCUGAAGAAAUUGUUCCGAAAGAGACUGUUUCGAAAGAAACUGUUCCCGAAGCAAUUGUUUCGAAAGAAACUGUUCCUGAAGAAAUUGUUUCGAAAGAGACUGUUUCCGAAAAAACAGUUUCUGAAGAGUCAGUUCCGGAAGCUGCUCCCCAGCAAAAAAAACUCGAAAUACAAAAUAAAGUCGCUUUCAUCAGUCAACUCAAUUCCCUCCAGGAAUUUUGGGUCCAACGCGAAGAUCUGUCAGACGACCUCUACAAUCUUGGUUCUGACCUCGAAGUCCUUGAGAAAGAUCCUAAGAUCACGGAUCCAAAAGAAAGUUCAGUCUACGCUGCUCUAUUUCCCGAAGAUGAGGCGUGGUACAGAGGAAAAGUGAUUUCUAAAAAUGGAACCGAAACGGAAGUGCUUUUCAUCGACUACGGAAAUACGUCAUUAGUGAAAGAGCUGCGGGAAUUGUCAGAAGAACUUAAAAAAUUGACACCAUUCGCGAGAAAGUGUUCUCUAAAAUUACCAGAAAAUUUAUCCGAGUGGCCUAAAGAAGCUCAGAGUCAAUUAUGCGAAUUUUCUGCCGAUGGUACUUGUGCUUUCACUGUGCAAGUUCUCGAGGAAGGUGAUCCAGCUGUCGUUGACCUGAAACUAAAUGACGAAAGCGUGACGGAAAAAUUACUGGAAUCGAUCCGAGCAAGUGGAAAAAUGACGGAAGAGAAAGAAGUAGAGGAGGAGGAGGAGAAGAAUGCUGACGAGAAGAACGAGGAAGUCACUCCAAAAAUCGAUGAUGUUCCUGCUAGUGUCGAAGAAACCGCUCAAGACGAUGGUACCAUUUUGCUGGGGAAUAUAAUUUCACCCUCUGAAUUCUGGGGACAAGUUGGUGGCAAUUUGGACAAUGUUCAACGUCAACUUUCAAAAGCCUGUGAGUGGAGGUCGCUUGAUGAUUUGACACUCGCUCUGGUGUGCGCUGGAAAAGUAGACGACGAAUGGCAUCGAGUUCGCAUUGAAUCGCUCAAAGAAAAGGAAGCCGAAGUUUUCCUCAUCGAUCAAGGUUACACUCGUAUUUGCACCCAAUUUCAUCAAUUACCAUCAAGCUUGGUUAACGAUCCACCACUCUCGAAGAAGUUCUCCCUACAAUUACCCAAGAACCUGAAGAAAUGGUCACAAGCCGCUACAACCGCUUUCUCGAAAUACAGCAAAUCAUCUCUCUCGAUGGAAAUUCUCGAAACUGGCGAAGUUCCAAUUAUCAAAUUAUCACUUAACGAUGAGGAUGUCGCUGAAAUUCUCGCCUCGAUACGCGACGAUAGUUCCCAUGCUCUCUCAGAAGGUAUCUCUGAAGAGAAUUCAACAAUGGCAAUAACUAACAUAAUCUCACCAUCAAUGUUCUCAGGACAGACGGAAAGUGAUUUAGCCAAACUCGACGAAGUGUACGAACAUUUAGCAAACGUUGAGAGUUUCCAUCAAUUGAAGAAUUUCGAUGUCGGAAGAAUGUGCGCCGCAAAAUUCCCAGACGAUGGCAAUUGGUAUCGAGCAAAGAUUCUCUCUCACUCUGAUGAUGCGACCGAAGUUAUUUACGUUGAUUUUGGAAAUAGAUCGAAAGUAACCGAAUUACGAGCUCUUCCUCAAGAUUUAAUUGAAAUGGAUUAUUUGUCAACUCAGUAUUCUCUUCGCAAACCAUCGGAUAUCGUCGAAUGGUCCAAAGAAGCUUGUGAUAAAUUUUUCGAUGUGAACGACGAUGGUGCUACUAGUUUCGAAUUUAAAAUACUCGAUCUUGAGAAGAAGGAAGUUGGGUUAAUUUAUCAAGGAACGGAUGUCGUUGAAUUAUUGUCUCCUCUUUGCAGUCGGGAAACAGUGGAAGAAAAGAGAGAAACGGAAAAAGAUGUAGACGAAAAAAAUGUCACUUCAUCUUCGGACAUUGUACCAGAUUCGGAGAAAGUCGCAUCAACCCCGGAAGUUAUUGACCUAACCGAGGAGAAUACUUCUUUGAAGGAGAAUGUGGACGAGAAGAAUGUCACCAUAUCAUCGGACAGUGCUUUUCAUUCGGAAAAUGUUGAUUCAUCACACGAUAUGGAGAAUAUAGAGAUUGAGAAAAAGAGUCAGGAAUUCUCCUCCACCUUUGAUGAGUCACAGCAGAAUGAUGAGUCAUUAAAAAGAGAGGGUUCUGAAAAACCACUCUGUCCGGAAUUGACACCUGAGGAUAUAAUCGCCCAAAUGACUCCCACAAUAAAUGAGAGUGUGGAUAUUGAUUCUUUAAAUGUAAAAGAGUCUGAUGCACCACUUUCGCCUGAAUUAACACCCGAUGAUAUAAUUGGCAAAAUGACUCCGGUACUCAACGACAGUGCGAUUGAUGAUAAUACACUUUCCGAAACUCAAGUGAGUGUUGACAACGCCGAGCAGAAAAGUAUUUGCGAAGCUGAAGACAACAUCGAAACGUCGUCAGUAACAUCCGCAAGCACCGCGUCAGAAAAAACAAUCGGCGAAUCUAAGGAAAGUAACGAAACUACCGUAACAGUCAUAAACUCAGAAAAUAUCAAGGAAGCACUUCCCGAAGUCGAGAUCAUCGAUAACUGCAAAUCUAACGAGGCUAAAAUUGGCACAGAAUUAGAAAAUCAAUCAACCGAUGAAUCGAAAAAUCUAGCUCACGAAUACGGGCAUCUAAUCACCGAAUGCUCCGUAGUGUUAAACGAUAGACGUCUGUCUCUACCACGCGAAGAAAAAAUUUUACCAGGCACCGUCUCUGGAGAACAAUCAUCAACCCUCGAGGAAAAAAAUCAAUCUCACAGCGUUAAUGAAUCUGUGCCAUUGAACGAAACAACCACCGACGACGAACUUGUCUCCGAAGUGUAGACAAACAAGUUUUCUGAAAAAGAAAGAAAACAUUCCUCGCUAGUUAUUUUCGAAUUUUAAAAUCCCUUUUUUUUUAUUUUUCAAAGAAAUUUUUUUUUUACACUUGUGCGGACAUUUAUUGUCUUACCAAAGAAAUUCGACUCUAUAUUAGCGAUCGACGUAAUUUUUUUUACUCAAAAUGCUUUUCUUACUUUUUUGUUUCAUUAACACAUAUGCCAUAGAAUUAUUCUUAUUAUUAAUAUUGUUAAUUUAAUAAUUAAAUGCCUGGCGCAUUUUCAUUAUUUAUUCAAAAAAAAAAUCAAGUUUAUAUACUAUUUAGGAAAAAAAAUUAGUUGGCGAGAACGCAAAAAACAUAAGACUUGGAAAAAAGUGAGAAAUAUUUUAUUUUUUUUAGUUAUAUUUAUAUUUAUAUUGUUCACUAGAGUUGGAAUUUUUUUUAUAGUCCAUUUUUCCAAAUAUAGAUCGAUGAAAAAACAGUGAUUUUUUUUUUUAUUUUUUCGAUCGUCAAUAAAAACCUAAACAAUUCUCAGUAGAAAAAUGUAAAUAAAGUUUAGGAAUUUAAUUGAAAUAUUGGAAACGGUGAACUUAAAUAUAAGAAAAAUUAAUAUGCGAAAAUGUCAAAAAGAAAGACUAUAUUUUCUAAUUACAGUACUUGAAAAAAUUCGUUAGAAAAAAAAGUAAUUAAGUGCCAUGAUUUUCACUUACACUUUUGACUGUUAGAGACAAGAGUGAAAAAUGGCUAACAAAAAAUAGUAUUUAGGCCUCGUUUGUAAUUAUAUGUUUAUUGUAAAAUUUGUAAACUGUUGAGAGUUAAUUUUUUUAAAUAAACAAUCUGAUAUAAAGGA